GUUGGUCGUUUGCGAGAGGCCAGGUUUAUCUUCUCUUCUUUUGGCAAGAGUGAAAGCGCCAGGGAUAUGACAACAUUUGAAGACUGCUUUUACCAUGAGUGGAGAGGAGAUACAAAAGAAUUCGGCCUCGGUUGGCGAUGUUCCCAAUACUUUAUUGGAAUCUGAAUUACAACAAACAUACAUUUUGGUUUUAAACUUUAUCUCAAAAAAUUUGGGGAAGGAGGAGGAGGUGCAAGACUUGGCCAAGGAAUUUUUAGAUGAAGAUCUCGAGAAUGCUACCGAUGUGCUUUUUAAACUUGAUGAAAGAGGCAUCAUCAGUGUUUCAGAUCUCAGUUGCCUAAGACUUUACUUCGUGACCAUCGAUAAAUAUGAAUUGGUGCAUACGAUUGAUCUAUUUCAUCAGCGCGAGUACCUCUUACCCAAUUCAAAUCUAACAAGGCUUAUAAAACCAGAAACGAUCCUUGUUAGCGGUGAAGACGGAAAUCCACAUACAGCAACAUCGGCCAUACUGCCCGAUGACCCUUCUACAGCAGAUCCUGGAAGAAGAACUUCUCUUCUAGAGCCUUCAGGGACCUCUUUGAACCAAUGUUCGCACUUCAUACGAAGAUGCUACGUAAAGUUUGGGUGUUGCAACAGGUUUUGGUCGUGCCACCAUUGUCACAACAGCCGAAGCUCGUGUGGUCGAAGGGACCUUAGAUCAAGUGAAACCGUACAAGUGAUGUGUGCCAAGUGUCGUAAAGUUCAACAGGUUAGUCAUCGCUGUUCCGGUUGUGGAAAAAAGUUCGCACCGUAUUAUUGUCGAGAAUGUAAACAUUUCUGUGGCCAGGAGGAUGUGCCUUAUCAUUGUGAUAAAUGUGGAGUUUGCAGAGAGCGUUCGUGCCAUUGUGAUACCUGUGGAAUCUGUAUGGACAUACAACAUUAUGGAAAUCACAUAUGUCGUGAAGGACCAGCACAUAAUGAGGUUUCUUUUACUGAAUCACGAGUUCCGGCAAGUUUGCAUAAACCGUAUAUCGAAGAUGAAAGCCAGAUGACAAAAAACCUGCCCGAUUUCCCCCUUUUUCAAGAACUCAUUAUCGGGAACCUUUCUGCCAGGGAUGAUAACAAGUUUACGAGCUGGGCCGAGGAGGAAUUUUCAGUAAAAUCUGGAAAUGCUGCUCAAGUUCUCUCGCGACUGAAAGUUUCCGAGUUAAGUCCAAUGAAAGAUUAUUUUCAAUCGGAAGGUAGAAUUGAGUUGGUCCAUAUUGUCGACAAAUUUCUCGAAGGUGAUUGCAGGUCUCUUUACUCAGUUCAAAGAGCCGUACAUAGGCGUAUGAAAAAAUCCGAAAAUCGUACUCCAGUAAUGAGCGGUCAAGACAGAAAUCCUGGAACAUCAGGAAAUUCGGAGAACACCAACGAUCCACUAUUGGAAGAACAGACUUCCUUCCGCCCAAAACCCAGUUCUUCGUCAAAUUUAUCAGCCAAUCGAAUGGUUUCUCCGUUUGAUGGCACUGUUACAGGGGAGUUCUCUACAGAGUUAAGCCUGUGUUUCCACUUCCAACGAAAGUGUUAUGUAAAGUUCGAAUGCUGCGAUGACUUUUGGCCAUGCCACCGUUGUCAUAACAACCAAAGCCUGUGUGGGAACAAAAGUCGUAAAUCACGUGAAAUUUCGAUGGUGAAGUGUGCGAAGUGUCGUAAAGUGCAACAGGUUAGUCAAUCUUGUUCCCAUUGCGAUGCGAAAUUCGCUGACUACUAUUGUGUAACGUGUAAACACCUCACAGGAAAAGAGAGUGGAACAUAUCAUUGCGAUAAGUGUGGAGUUUGCAGAAUUCACAAAGAUCGUUCGUUUCAUUGCGAUAUCUGCGAUGUUUGCUUCGAAGAACAGCGCGAGAGUCACGUAUGUCCCGAGGAAUCCGGGCAUGAGAAAUGUUGCGUUUGUUCACAGGAUGCAUUCACUGGAUAUCAAACAUUGCCAUGUUCUCAUAGAGUGCACAGGGAAUGCGAGAAUCAGAUCAGGAGGAAUGGAAGAAGACGUUGUCCAAUCUGUCAAGAAAGCUUUGCUAAAGGCGACCAAACGUCUACCUCGAAUUCCCGUAGACGCAGCUUUGGGGGAUAAAUACCCGGAGUUUAAUCUUCACGUUUAUCGAAAGUUUGUAAUAUAAUUUUAUAUAUUUGCUUUUUUAUAUAUUCUAUAUAUUAACUUUGUUGAUGAAGGCUAUUUUCCACUAGGGGGAUUUGGUAAAGCGACACGAUUUUUCGGAAUUUUUCAGUUUUCAGAAUCAAAUAGAUUUCGAGCGGGUUAAAAUAAUCUUGAACGUUGUUAAAAGAUAAUCAUCUUUCUCCGUAUAGCUUACGUAUUUCUCUCACGAUCUAAUUCAUUUUAUUCGAAAAAACUGUCUAGUUACGAGUCGCGUCCAAUUCUCCCUCAGGAAAGUAGGGGCCACCUUCAUUUGUUAUCAGUAUUUAUAUAUCAUAGUAUACCGUAAAAUUACUAUAAGAUUUUAAAUCACUUUUCGAAAGGUCCGAACCUCACGAUGCAGUACAGAGGCCGGUUGUUCGAAAGCCGCGGUUAGCCUAACCCUGGGUAAGAGCAAAUCUUUAUAUCAUAAAUAUUUCCUGGACUGAUAGAAGUCAUAUCUUCUAAAGUCUUGUAAAGAACAGUCUUUCACAAGCACAUAAACUAAAACACUGGAUUAACAUUUAACCCAGGGUUAGCGCUAACCUAGCUUUGAACAACUGGCCCGGAUACUGAGCUUCAAGAUGCAAGCACUAAGACUAAGAUGAGUAAUAUAGGUGGCAACGCCUACAGCUGCAAAGACUUUCAAUGUCUUUAUUCCGUUACGAAUAAUCAGUUAAGGGUCAGAACCUCUAAAGCAUUAUAUGUGGAGAUGAACCACUCAACAAUUAAGAAUACUGAGAUGAAUAAUAAUGGCCUAUAUAUAUUGUACCACAGCUAAGACUUUCAAUCUCUAUUCCAAUAAAGAAGUAAGGGUCUGAACCUCUAAGCAUUUUGUGCAUGGGAUUAACCUUGUGCCACAAAUUAUUUAGGUUAUGCCACAAAUUAGUUAACUUAUGGAAACUGGGAUAAAUAUACUAUAGGCCUAUUUAUAGCGUACAACUGCUAAGACUUUCAAUCUCUUCAUUACAGUAUUAAUACUCAAGUGGGUCUGAACCUCUAAGCAUAUCGUGCAUGAGAUUAACCUUUUGACUAUACUAAAUGUCAGAAAUUAGUUACGAAUGCUGCUGCAUGGCUGGGAUGAAUGUAGUAUAUAUAGGGCUGUACAGCGUGCAACUGCUAAGACUUUCACUCUCUAUUCUAUUAUAUAGUAUAGUUAUAAUCAACAAGGGUCUGAAUCUCUAAGUAUAUUGUGCACGAGAUAACGUUUUAGGGCUAUAGUUUCAUUUAGUCGAAACUGUCUUACGAAAUUGCAUAAGGAUUUUGCUUUGUGUUUAUGUACUAGUCAACAAUAACGACAAAUUUCUGAGCGGACUAUUUCACAUCCGCGAAAAUGCCUUGUUCACGACAAUUACAAACUAAAUGAAAACCAGCCCUAAUCAGCAAUAAAUGCCAGAAUUUUAUUACGAAAGCUGAGAUAUAUGUGCAUGGUACACGUCGGCUGUCCAAAACAACCGCGGAAUCCGUUUACAUUAUAACUAUUUAGGCAUUAAGACGAAAUCCGCAGAUGAACAUUCUUAUUUCCCCCGUUUUUGCGUGUUAUCUUGGAUCUACAAACUACAUAAAAUCCUACGAACUUUAUUCAAUUAUUGUGUAUAAUAAUCAUACUGCAUAUAGUGAAUGAUAAUUUCAGCGAUUUGAAUAUACGGGUUCCGGUUUUUUUAGGACAGCCGGUAUAUGCAUGAUACAAUAUAGCCUACAAUUGAAACAAUAAAUAUAACUAUACAAUACCAUAUAUAUAGCUAACUGUAAGUUUUUUAUAAAAGCGCUUCAGUUUUCGAGAUCCAUACUUACUUCAAUCUAUACUUAUCUUAUCUUAUCUUAAUCUUACUUCCAAAAUUAGUCUAAUCUAGUUAGUGCAUUGCAUGUCAUC
This is a messenger RNA of Dendronephthya gigantea, 4025 nucleotides long. RefSeq lists its product as uncharacterized. The transcript is spliced from 11 exons. Gene Ontology annotation, biological process: ubiquitin-dependent protein catabolic process; protein ubiquitination; regulation of apoptotic process. NCBI's taxonomy places the organism in Eukaryota, Metazoa, Cnidaria, Anthozoa, Malacalcyonacea, Nephtheidae. Gene Ontology annotation, cellular component: nucleus. Gene Ontology annotation, molecular function: zinc ion binding; protein binding; ubiquitin protein ligase activity. The record is from RefSeq and is a predicted model, not a curated record. The coding region runs from base 95 to 2092 and encodes 665 amino acids.